UAUAAAUGACUGUGCCACAACUUCAAACAACAGUUGAAAUCGCAUUUUAUUCUUGAGUAUCGUUUGAUUCAAUAUGAAAAAGUUUACGGUUUCGUUCGUCUGUUUCUUGUUAGCUGGCCUGGUGGUCCUCGAACAUUGUACCGAGGCAACUGACGAGAAAGGUUAUGAUGAGGAAUACGCUGCCGUGGAAUAUGGUGGAGAAUACGAAGGAUACCAAGCUGAAGAAUACGGAGAAGGAAAAGGUCACCACAAAGGGCAUCACAAGGAUCAUCACAAAGGACAUCACAAGGGACACUAUAAGGGUCAUCACCAUCACAACGGAGGAGAAUAUGGAGCAGGAUACGAUGGAUACGGAGGAUACGGAGGCGGAGAAUAUGGAGGCGGAGAAUAUGGAGGUGGAGAAUAUGGAGGUGAAAAAGGGCAUCACAAAGGCCACCAUCAUAAAGGACACCAUAAAGGCCAUCACAAGGGCCAUCACAAGGGCCACCAUAAAGGUCAUCAUAAAGGCCACCACAAGGGCCAUCACAAGGGCCAUCACAAGGGCCAUCAUCAUCACGGAGGUGGUGAAUACGGCGGAGGAAGUUACGUUUACGCCUCAGCUGGCGGUUACUCAUCUCAUCCGUAUCCAGUGGCCUCUUAUUCUCCACAGGCAGAAAGUGAUUACGGAGGAUAUAGUGGACCGACAAGUUACGACGCAUAUUCACCAGAUCAUUUUUUCCCUACUUAUGGCGAUUCUCCCCUGGUCGCAGAUUACCAUAAGAAUUAAUUAAACACAGUACUGGAUUACCGCUUGAAGUGGCUGCAAAUUUUAUAUCCUUUCAGAAACAGAUUACUUUUCUUUGAUGAUCCUCACAGUUGUAUGACAAAAUGUACCAGAGAAUUAUACAUACAAUGUUAAUCAUUA
Messenger RNA from Daphnia carinata, 904 nucleotides. RefSeq names its product spore coat protein YeeK-like. The record is from RefSeq and is a predicted model, not a curated record. NCBI's taxonomy places the organism in Eukaryota, Metazoa, Arthropoda, Branchiopoda, Diplostraca, Daphniidae. The coding region runs from base 74 to 766 and encodes 230 amino acids. The transcript is spliced from 5 exons.